Molecule: messenger RNA, 3087 nt
Organism: Paramormyrops kingsleyae
Lineage: Eukaryota; Metazoa; Chordata; Actinopteri; Osteoglossiformes; Mormyridae
Source: RefSeq, a predicted model, not a curated record
CCUCUGUCGCGUAGCGUAGCCAGCGUACUCCGACUUGCGCUUGAUUUAUUUCAGGAAAUUUGGCCAAAGGUACGGGAAAACAGGGUCCUGGCCACAGCGAGCUUUAGUGGGUUCCUAUAAAUAAGCCGACACGAACUCACUAUCGAUCAUCCUGGAGAGCAUCCCUUCACACAUAUACAGCACUGCGAAUGGGCUUUCCCCAGUGCAGCGAUGGGUCCGUGGAUGCUGAUGUACCUUCUCGUCAUUGCGAAAAGAAGCCUUGCAGCAGACACAGAAGAGCGGUUGGUCGAGCAUCUCCUUAAUCCUGCCCAUUACAACAAACUGAUUCGCCCGGCAACCAAUAGGUCAGAACUGGUAACGGUGCAGCUGACGGUGUCCCUGGCACAGCUAAUCAGUGUGCAUGAACGGGAGCAGAUCAUGACUACAAAUGUCUGGUUAACACAGGAGUGGCAAGACUACAGGCUGACAUGGAACCCAGAGGAAUAUGAUGGGAUGCUGAAGGUCAGGCUGCCCUCUAAACACAUCUGGCUGCCCGAUGUGGUUCUCUACAACAACUCCCCUGUGUAUCCCAGGCGUCCUUCCUGCCCUACUUCAGCUGUGUAUGCCUGUCUGAGCCACAGCACUGCCCAUGUGCCCCCACCCAAGUCAGCAGUGAUCCAGCAGGCCGGUGCUGAUGGGAUGUAUGAGGUGUCUUUCUACUCCAACGCCUUGGUCUCCUAUGAUGGCAGCGUCUUCUGGCUUCCGCCAGCCAUUUACAAGAGUGCCUGCAAGAUCGAGGUCAAACACUUCCCAUUUGACCAGCAGAACUGCACAAUGCGCUUCCGAUCCUGGACCUAUGACCGCACUGAGAUAGACCUGGUGCUCAGGUCAGAUGUGGCCAGCAUGGAUGACUUCACACCAAGCGGUGAGUGGGACAUCAUCGCCCUGCCAGGCCGGCGCAAUGAGAAUGCCGCCUACGUGGAUAUCACCUAUGACUUCAUCAUUCGGCGUAAGCCCCUCUUCUACACCAUCAACCUGAUUAUUCCCUGCGUGCUCAUCACCUCGCUCGCCAUCCUGGUCUUCUACCUGCCAUCCGACUGUGGAGAGAAGAUGACCCUCUGCAUCUCUGUCCUCUUGGCCCUCACUGUCUUCCUGCUCCUCAUCUCCAAGAUCGUGCCACCCACCUCCCUGGAUGUGCCACUGGUGGGCAAGUACCUGAUGUUCACCAUGGUGCUGGUGACCUUCUCCAUUGUCACCAGCGUGUGUGUGCUCAAUGUGCACCAUCGCUCUCCCACCACUCACACCAUGCCCCCCUGGGUGCGCCUCAUCUUCCUGGACAAGCUACCGUCCUUGCUAUUCAUGCAGCAACCCCGCAGGACCUGCGAGCGGCUAAAACUUCGCCGGGCGCGGCGGGCCCAGGAGCAGGCGCGGCUGGGUACAGGGCCGCCUCCAGAGGACAGGGGCCUCGCUGCAGAGGACAGCGAGUCUUGCACUUGUUAUGUCAACCAGGCCUCAGUAAAGCAGUUUGGUGGGGAGGCAGGGGCAGGCGGGCUGAAUGGGCUCAGGCCAGGGGCAGACAGCAUCUCCGUGGCCCCCAGUCCAGGGAAGCCGCUCCCCAUUCUUGGGCACACACUGCUGACACGCGCCUGUCCUGGGUUGGACGAGGCGGUGGAGGGAGUGAGGUUCAUCGCCAGUCACAUGAAGAGUGAGGACGACGAUCAGAGUGUCAGUGAGGACUGGAAGUAUGUUGCCAUGGUCAUCGACCGCCUUUUCCUCUGGAUCUUUGUGUUCGUCUGCAUCUUUGGCACCAUUGGCAUGUUCGUGCAGCCUCUCCUGCAGAACUACACUACCAAGACUCUCCCCCACUUGCCCGGCUGACCAAUACAAGCCAUGCCACACAGAUGGACACAGCUAACGACCAAUGCCGGUUGGAGUGGGGGGUGGAAGUUAGGACUCCUGUAGAACUGGACUGAUGCAAAGGAUUGUCAUAUUCAGAUAAUUUUGUUUGAUGAAAACGUUAGUAAAUUUGUAUAAACUUUAGGAACUGUUUAGUUUUACUAAUGAAAGUAGCGUGUUUCAAAAUACCCCAUACUUUAAGCUCCUUUUUUUUUUUUAAAAAAAAAAAAAAGAACACAAGCCAAACAGGAAUACUGCUUACAUGACAUCAGAAAAUCACUUCUCUCUAUGCACACCUUUUAACAAAAACACCCUACUCUAAUAGUUACCUACCUUCCUGUCUUGCUUGACUGACAUCUAUGCUAGCAAAAAAAGUGUAAGCAGCAAGAUAAGCAUCAAUGGAUUAGUGUAGUUUGGUGUAUCAGUAGGACAUUUCUGUUGUCAUAUCUAUGUUUUUAGCAGUAUGGGUAUAUUACAAAUCAACAAAGCAGUGUCUGUACCAGACAUACACUCACAGACGUCACAUGGACAUUGUUCACCUCAGUGGCAUUGACACUAAAGUCAAACAGCCGACAUUUGGCAGUUUGGUGUAUUUUUUAACAUCAGCAUUUUGAACACAUCUUCCUGUCACAUAUCAGAGGGCGUCUUAGCCCUUCUCAUACUUUAUUAGUCUCUACUGAUUGCUGACUUGCUUUUCUGCUCUCACCAUCUUUUGGCUCAUUUUAGUCCACUCUGCUCUGCCAACUCACUCCUACUUUCUUCUCCAUCCCCUCUUCCCUUCAUAUAUCUCUCGUCCAUUUCUGUCACUUAACACCUUUCCAGUCACCAAUCCUGUUACUGAUGGGCACUUCCAUUUACUUCAGUUUCACAGUAAUCCGUGUCAUCAUACACUUAAGCUUUUGUGUACAUAUUGACCAUAAUGUUUUUAUGUGUUUCACAUCAGCUAAUACUGCUUUUAUGUUCGUUUACAACAAAUAUCUGUUUCUGGAUACUGAUCUCUUCUCUAUGUAUGUCUUCAAAUGUCAAUAUACACUGCAGUUAUAUCACAUUUGUUUCUCUGUAUCCGGAUUUUCAAUUCUGCACAUUGCAGAUCCAUACUAAUUUAAUACCUGUUCAUGCAAAGUUGAUGCCUGUGGUCCACCUAUGAAAUUGGUCCAUUGCCAUUAUGGAAUAUUUGCAUAUUAAUGUUAUGCUGCCCCAAAAAAGGAAGUU